Molecule: messenger RNA, 354 nt
Organism: Eimeria maxima
Lineage: Eukaryota; Apicomplexa; Conoidasida; Eucoccidiorida; Eimeriidae
Product: dolichyl-di-phosphooligosaccharide-protein glycotransferase, putative
Exons: 5
Coding region: 1-354 (117 amino acids)
Source: RefSeq, a predicted model, not a curated record
AUGGCAUGUGGAGGGGAGACAACCAUCUUAAGCGAUUUGCAAAAGGAACUGCCCUUCAAGACAGACUCAGCGGGGAGGUUUGUUUCCGACCCGCAGUGUGUGGUGUUCAACUGUAAGGCGGAAAUGCAUGAGGGACGGCCAGUUGGCAAAGGGGCUGUAAAGUACAUAAUACGGACAGACAUCAUGUACAGGAGGAAGGAGCCUCUCUUCACAAGCCCUGCAGACCAGAAGGCCUUCGCUCUGUGGCAGACGGCGCAGCUGCUUGCGGAGGAGGGGGAGACUGAUUCAGCAGCACAACUCUUUCGGCAGAUGACUAAGGUGUCGCCAGACCUGGCCUACUACUACGGAAUGUGA